Molecule: messenger RNA, 327 nt
Organism: Wallemia ichthyophaga EXF-994
Lineage: Eukaryota; Fungi; Basidiomycota; Wallemiomycetes; Wallemiales; Wallemiaceae
Product: Cytochrome c
Exons: 3
Coding region: 1-327 (108 amino acids)
Biological process (GO): mitochondrial electron transport, cytochrome c to oxygen; mitochondrial electron transport, ubiquinol to cytochrome c
Cellular component (GO): mitochondrial intermembrane space
Molecular function (GO): heme binding; electron transfer activity
Source: RefSeq, a predicted model, not a curated record
AUGGGAUACGAACCAGGUAAAGCUGAAAAGGGUGCAGGUCUUUUCAAGACUAGAUGCGCUCAAUGUCACAACGUCGGCGCAGGUGAAGGCCACAAGGUUGGUCCAAACCUUCACGGUCUUUUCGGUCGCAAAACAGGCCAAGCGGAAGGAUUCAGCUACACGGAAGCCAACGUAAAGAAGGGCAUCACAUGGGAUGAGAACACUUUGUUCGAUUACCUUGAAAACCCAAAGAAGUACAUUCCUGGAACUAAGAUGGCCUUCGCUGGUCUUAAGAAGCCAAAGGACCGUAACGACAUCAUCACUUUCCUUAAGGAUGCAACCAAGUAA